Messenger RNA from Leptinotarsa decemlineata (Colorado potato beetle), 1141 nucleotides. RefSeq names its product sodium- and chloride-dependent GABA transporter 2. Gene Ontology annotation, biological process: nitrogen compound transport; amino acid transport; sodium ion transmembrane transport. Gene Ontology annotation, cellular component: plasma membrane. The record is from RefSeq and is a predicted model, not a curated record. Lineage: Eukaryota; Metazoa; Arthropoda; Insecta; Coleoptera; Chrysomelidae.
GUAAUAUGGUUCACAGCGUUAUUUCCGUACGUUUUCCUGUUUAUCAUGUUAGUGAGAGCCGUUACUCUGGAGGGAGCCGGUACGGGAUUACUUUAUUACGUUACUCCUCGGUGGGAAGCUCUAUUAACACCUGGACCGUGGAUGGAUGGCUUUUCACAAAUUUUUUUCGCCUACAGUAUUGGAUGUGGAGCUUUGCCUGCUCUAGGAUCAUACAAUAAAUUUCGCCACAACUGUUACAAGGAUGCUAUUAUAACAUGUGUGGUGAACACAUUAACUUCUGUAAUAGCUGGGAUCGUUACAUUUUCGAUAUUGGGACAUCUGGCAUUUGAACAAAAUUCCGAUGUAGGAGACGUGGUAAAAAGUGGACCUGGUUUAGUAUUUCUAACCUACCCCCAGGUCGUUUUAAAAUUACCAGGUUCGCCAUUCUGGGCUACUUUAUUCUUCAUCAUGCUUCUGAUCUUGGGAAUAGACAGUGAAUUCUGCCUGGUUGAGUCUUUCAUAACUGGAAUUGUGGACAAUUGGUCGCAGCAGUUAAGGCCAUACAGAAAUACAUUUACCGUCGUUGUCUGCAUGGUGAUGUUUCUCCUAGGAAUUCCUAUGGUUUCAAAUGGCGGUAUGUACAUUUUUCAGUUGAUGGAUGCCUAUUCGGCCAGUGGGAUGUCACUGCUUUGGGUAUGUUUUUUCCAGACGAUAGCAAUAUCUUGGAUAUUUGGAAUCGACAAACUCAGUGACUGUAUCGAUCAAAUGAUGGGGAUGAAGCCCAACAAAUUUUUAAUAUUGUGUUGGAAAUAUUUGGCACCGAUCAGUAUAGGAGUAAUAUUCAUAAGCCAAUGUUUUGAGUACAAAUCGUUAUCGUAUGGUAAAUAUCAAUAUCCAUUAUGGUCCGAUUGGAUUGGAUUGGGUAUUAGCUUUUCGUCAAUGUUUUGGGUACCAUUAUAUGUCAUUUAUUAUGUUCUCAGUAAACCUGGCACCAUAAUGCAGAAUCUCAAAAUGGGUCUCAAAUCGAAUAUCAAGAAAAGGAAAAUUUCGAUUUGUGUUACAAGCACAGGACAUCUUAUAAGCCGGAGUAGCGUAGGACUGAUAACUCCAACUUCUUCUUUCCUCGAGCCAACAUAAUCAUUAUUCAUCAUUACCCAUCUAU